AUGCCACGGCAGAAUGCGCAAAAUGGUUUGCAUGGUGGACCGAUUGCCACAUUAAUGGACAUCGGAGGGUCGUUAGCGAUCGCGUCUAAAGGUCUUAACUCGACAGGCGUGAGCACAGAUCUCAAUGUUAGCUAUAUAAGUGGAGCAACGUUGAAUGAUGUUUUAAAAAUUGAAGGAAAUUGCGAAAAGUUAGGAAAAACACUUGCGUACACCUCAAUCGAUAUAUAUAAUAAAGAAACUGGUAAGAUAAUUGCAAAAGGUCGACAUACCAAAUACGUUACCCUUGCACAUUUAGAUCCAAAAAAUAUAUUAAAAUUGUGA
Molecule: messenger RNA, 321 nt
Organism: Ambispora leptoticha
Lineage: Eukaryota; Fungi; Glomeromycota; Glomeromycetes; Archaeosporales; Ambisporaceae
Source: the annotation of a GenBank genome assembly